This is a messenger RNA of Trichomycterus rosablanca, 2404 nucleotides long. RefSeq names its product cyclic nucleotide gated channel subunit alpha 2b (gene cnga2b). The record is from RefSeq and is a predicted model, not a curated record. Bases 1 to 2040 code for a protein of 679 amino acids. The transcript is spliced from 6 exons. Lineage: Eukaryota; Metazoa; Chordata; Actinopteri; Siluriformes; Trichomycteridae. Gene Ontology annotation, molecular function: intracellularly cAMP-activated cation channel activity; protein-containing complex binding; cGMP binding. Gene Ontology annotation, cellular component: intracellular cyclic nucleotide activated cation channel complex; plasma membrane. Gene Ontology annotation, biological process: monoatomic cation transmembrane transport.
AUGACGGGUCAGGCUGCAGUACAGCGCUCGGCUUCCUCUCAUCAGCUCUCGGUGAGAAGCACACUGGAGGACCAACACGAGCGAGCCGGCAGCGCUAUCAGCAGGUCCGAGAAUGACGACACGUCAUCAGAGCUGGAGCGCGUCGCUGCUCUCGAACCUCCAAGUGCAGAGAUGCUCAAUUCCUUUAGAGGCAGGAGAGCUCUGUCCAGGUUGGUAAAUCUGGUGGUGACACUCAGAGAGUGGGCACAGAAGAGUCUGGUAGAGGAAGAGCAGCGACCCGACUCCUUCCUCGAGCGUUUUCAGGGGCCCCAGGUUGGAAAAGACGCACCGGCGGCUGCUGAAGUAGCCACCAAGAAAACAUGGGAGGGCUUCGUGGUGUCGCAGUCAGAUAAUAUUUAUUAUUACUGGCUCUUCUUCAUCGCUGUAGCUGUGCUCUAUAACUGGGUCCUGCUAGUUGCCAGAGCGUGUUUCGAUGACCUACAAAAAGAGAAUACAGAUCUGUGGUGGGUGCUGGACUACACUUGCGACUUCAUCUAUAUACUGGACAGCUGUGUUCGACUGAGGACAGGAUACCUGGAGCAGGGUCUUCUGGUGAAAGAGCCGGCCAAGCUGAGAGACAACUACGUCAAGACCUUGCAGUUCAAACUUGACGUCCUCUCCAUCCUUCCCACCGAUCUGCUCUACAUCCUCCUGGGACCCAACCUGCCUCAGGUCCGCUUCAACCGCCUGCUCCGAUUCGCACGCAUGUUCGAGUUCUUCGAUCGGGUCGAGACCCGCACCAACUACCCCAACGCCUUCCGGAUCUGCAACCUGGUCCUCUACAUCCUGGUCAUCAUUCACUGGAAUGCGUGCAUAUAUUACGCCAUUUCGAAGGCGCUGGGGCUUGGCACGGACAACUGGGUGUAUCCGAACAUAACCAGAUCUGGGACACUGACGCACACUUACGUGUACUGCUUCUACUGGUCCACACUAACACUAACCACUAUCGGAGAGAUGCCCCCUCCAGAGAGGGACGAGGAGUUCGUCUUUGUGGUUUUUGACUUUUUGAUUGGCGUGCUGAUCUUUGCCACCAUCGUGGGUAAUGUGGGCUCGAUGAUUGCAAACAUGAACGCCACGAGGGCGGAGUUCCAGGCACGCAUCGAUGCCAUCAAGCAUUACAUGCACUUCCGCAAGGUAAACCGCACCCUCGAGACGCGUGUCAUCAAGUGGUUUGACUACCUCUGGACUAAUGAGAAAGCUGUAGAUGAGCAGGAGGUCCUGAAGAACCUUCCAGACAAACUCAGGGCAGAAAUUGCCAUCAACGUUCAUUUGGGCACGCUCAAAAAGGUUCGGAUCUUUCAAGACUGUGAAGCUGGUCUGUUGGUGGAACUGGUUCUUAAACUGCGCCCCCAGGUCUACAGUCCAGGAGACUACAUCUGCCGGAAGGGCGAUAUCGGCAAAGAAAUGUACAUCAUCAAGGAGGGAAAGCUGGCCGUUGUAGCGGAUGACGGCGUGACGCAGUUUGCGCUGCUAACUGCGGGAGGUUGCUUCGGUGAAAUUAGCAUCCUCAACAUUCAAGGGAGCAAAAUGGGCAACCGGCGGACUGCUAACAUACGAAGCAUCGGCUACUCGGACCUCUUCUGCCUGUCCAAAGAUGACCUCAUGGAGGCUGUCACUGAAUAUCCAGAAGCUCAAAAGGUUCUGGAAGAGCGUGGACGAGAGAUCUUAAAAAAGCAAGGCCUCCUGGAUGAAAGUGUAGCCACAGGAGGGCUGGGUGUGAUGGACACGGUGGAAAGAGUCCAGCGUUUGGAUUCGUCUCUGGACGUUCUGCAGACACGCUUUGCCCGAUUGCUGGGGGAAUUCAGCAGCACUCAGCGUCAACUUAAACAGCGAAUCACAGCUCUCGAGAGACAACUGUGCCACACCGGACUGGGGUUGUUGUCAGACAAUGAGGUGGAAGGAGAACACAGUGGUGUUCAAACACAAGCAGACGUUCACACACAGGCUGAGAUACACACACAGGCGUUCACCGAGCCAGACACCGAGGCCGAGAAUCAGUAAUCGAAACGUCCAGAAUGAUUAUUAUGUAAUGUUGUCCUGCCAAGAAUUACAUGAUCUCACAAUGAGAACACACAUCUAGAGAACAAACAACAGGCCAUCCCCACAGGCAUCCCUUUGACACACACGUCUGGAUUUUCAUUUUACAUACAGGACUUGGAUGUUUUAAUGUCAGUUUGUUUCUUAAUUGUGCAUAGGAUGGUAGAUUACCAACAACCAAGUGUGGUGGGGAAUGUGCAUGCUUUUUGCCCUUCUAACAAGGAUAACAAGUUCACCAUGUUGGGCCAGGCUUCAUUUCAUAAAUCAUUUAUUAAAUAAAAGUUAUUAAUAUGUACGGAAUAUGAAUAUCUCAGUCAAUAUAUUUCUA